AUGACGAUUUCUGGCUUGGUCAAAGGCAUUGGCCUGGCGCUUGCCUUGGCCUCGCAGCAGACAUUGGCCAUCUACCCCGCGAACCUACAUCCCUUUUCACACGCCCGCAGCUUCCACGAGAGACGACCUGAGAUCAACGCCCUCGACAAGAACCAGCGACCAGCAUACAACCUGUCCGUCCCGGUCGACCACUUCCAUAACGAGACCAAAUACGAGCCACACUCCAAUGACUUCUUCAAUCUCCGCUACUGGGUAGACGAUACCUACUACAAGCCUGGCGGGCCAGUCAUCCUCAUAGGUGCCGGCGAGCUCACCGGCGUCGCUCGCCUACCAUACGUGGAGCAGGGCAUUGGCAAGAUUCUCUCCGAGGCCACGGGCGGUUUGACAGUCCUUCUCGAGCAUAGAUACUACGGAACGAGCUACCCAGUACCCGAUCUCUCCACCCACAAUCUGCGAUUCCUCUCCACUGAACAAGCCCUCGCUGAUACGGCUUACUUUGUGCGAAAUAUAAAAUAUCCCGGUCUCGAGCAUCUCAAUCUGACGUCCCAUACCACCCCAUAUAUCUUCUACGGAGGAUCCUACGCUGGUGCGUUUGUUGCUCUGGCCCGCAAGAUCUACCCUGAUGAUUUCUGGGGCGCCAUUUCUGGCUCGGGCGUGCCCCUGCUGAUUGACGACUACUGGGAGUAUCUCGAGGCAGUCCGGAUCUAUGGAGAUCAGGAUUGCGUCCAGGCCUCACAACUCAUUACACGCAUCAUCGAUAAUGUCCUGUUGGGCGAUAGCCCCGACGCUGUUCACAAGCUUAAGCAAUUCUUUGAUCUCGUUGAACUCAGCGACAAAGACUUCGCCUUUUUCGUCAAUCUGGGUCCUAUGGGCUUGCAAGAAACUCAUUGGGAUCCCGACGUUGACGGGCCAGGUCUGGCACGCUACUGCCAAGCAGUCACGGCCGACAGACCUCUUUACUCUAGCACUCGCACACUAACGAACGACGUCAAGGAUCUUUUGGCUGCUGCGGGGUUCAAAGAACAGGCUGAUGAGAUAGUGCCCUUGAUCCUCAACUGGAUAGGCCACACGAGGGCAACAUUCAAGGAAGAGCUCUCUAGUUGCGACCAAGGUUGGGCGAAGUGUUUGCUCAAGAGCACCUCAGUUGAGGACAUCAGCAUUCCUCAAGGGCUGGAACGUCCAUGGGCAUACCAGACUUGUACUCAAUGGGGAUACUUCCUCACUGGCACUGGCGUCCCUGAAGACCAGUCACCACUCGUCUCGCGCUUGAUCGACUAUGAAUACGGGAGCAAAGUGUGUCCUGAGGGCUUCGGCAUACCUGCGGCCCCAGACGUGGAGAGCAUCAACCGCUAUGGCGGUGCCAACUUCUCCCACUCUCGCGUGGCUUUUAUUGACGGCGAGCACGACCCCUGGCGACAAGCUGGAGUCCAUCGCAUUGGUGUCAAUCAGCACAGAACGUCGACCGAUUCCGAGCCAUUCAUCCUGCUCAAGGGCGGCGUGCACCACUGGGAUCAGUACGGACCGAAACCCAAUGCGACAGGCAGCUGGCUGCCUCCCAAGGCUGUUGUCGAAGCGCAGCAGGAAGAGAUCCGCUUCGUGAAGGUGUGGUUGCAUGAGUUUGCCGAGUACAAAGCUAGGAAGGAGGGUAUGGUUUCGGGAUCAAUAGAUGAUACUGGACUUGAGCUUUAG
Molecule: messenger RNA, 1689 nt
Organism: Clonostachys rhizophaga
Lineage: Eukaryota; Fungi; Ascomycota; Sordariomycetes; Hypocreales; Bionectriaceae
Source: the annotation of a GenBank genome assembly